AUGAAGAUACUUCUAUCGACAGUGCGAGACAAGGCCAAAUUGACCGAAAUCGCCAUUUCCCAAAAUGAAGCCGACCGCAAGAUCAGACUCGCCCGACCAACACCAGCACAGUACUCCUCGCUUUACUCGGCCGCCAUCAUCGAACAGAUCACCCCGUUCAAAUUUAAUAACACCACAUACACGGCAAUUGCGCGCCAGGGAGGCCUGAUCGACAUCUACAACGCCAAAUCGUCCAUGCCACUCAUCUCGCUCACAGAAAACUUACGCCUGGGCUCCGACUUUAUGGUUGCCCUGAACGUGGUGGACCAUUUUCUGAUCAGCUGCAGCAACAGGGGACUGGUGUCUGUCUACAACAUCAGCAAACUGGUGGACGAGCCAGACCUCGAGGGUGGCUUUUUUAUGCUGAUCGAAGACCCUGUCGAGUUCUGCCGCCCGCUGGACAACCCGUUCAAGUUCGUAACGGGAGGAUACAACAACAGCCUCGAGAUGUACGAUUUCCGCAAAGACUACGAAAGCCACCAACGCCAGACGUCCGAGUCGACGUUUCUCAGAAUAUGCAGAAGUAUUAUCACGAUAAAACCGGUGUUCAAGACCGCAAACCCCAAACCGAACGGAGACUUCCCGUGGCUUAAGAACGCGGUGUUUGUACGCGAGUCGUGCGAGGACGCCGACCUCACGAUUCUCGCCACAACCAAGUUCGGCAAACUGCUCAUGUACAAGCCGUAUUUCGCCAAGGUGCCCAUCCAAGUAUUCCAGCUCUCGCCACAUUCGAUCAACCACAUCACCACGCUGAACAAGUGCAAGAUCCUGUUCAUGGACUCGUUCAACACAAUUGGCAUCUUCGACUUGGCUGCAGAAAGAGUGGUCAAACAGUUCAACAUCGCAUUGAUCGGGUCCAUCGCGUCGCUCGACUGCGUCAAAAUCAACGACUUCUCGUUCCUCGUCAUCAUCGCUUCGCUAGACAAAAACCUCAGACUCUACAGACUCACGCUGCCCGACUGCACGCUGGCGCUCAUUGGCAUCUCAAAACUCUCGUCCAUAGUGCCCUGUCUAAAGCUCAUCGACCUCGAGGAUAACGUGCGCCAGCUAGACUUUAGGUAUUAUGACACCAAAUAG
Molecule: messenger RNA, 1116 nt
Organism: Ogataea parapolymorpha DL-1
Lineage: Eukaryota; Fungi; Ascomycota; Pichiomycetes; Pichiales; Pichiaceae
Exons: 2
Coding region: 1-1116 (371 amino acids)
Molecular function (GO): protein binding
Source: RefSeq, a predicted model, not a curated record